UCUAGGUUGCACAAGAGCAAACUUUUCAUUACAGGUGCAAUUCCUAAAAGACAUAACCUGCUUAGCAAGGGAGCAAGAAAACCCGCUCGACUCAGAGAACAGAGUGUUCCGGCAGUCCCCGCAUGGUAGAGAGGACUCGCAAGCAGACGGCGCGGUGCUGUUUACCGUGAAGAAGCGAGUGCGUGUGCUGGAAAGCGCUGACCGCUCUAAUGGAUCGCAUGGAGCUGCAAAAAGUCAACAUCGAACCUGACGAUCGGAGCAACAGCGGGGAAAGCCUCGAAGACAACUACACGGAGCUGGUGGAUUCGGGAAAGGCUGCAAUUAGGAGUCCAUUUGCUAGUGAUGAUGCAGAAAGUCAGAAGUUCCUUACAAAUGGAUAUCUGGGUAAAAAGAAAUUGGAAGAAUAUAAUGAAGAAUAUCACCGGGGCAGAGCUUCCUUUGGAAUGUCCUCGUUCAACCUCAGCAAUGCCAUUAUGGGCAGUGGCAUCUUAGGGCUCUCCUAUGCCAUGGCUAACACGGGAAUUAUCCUUUUUGUAGUUCUGCUGCUCAGUGUAGCAAUACUGUCACUCUACUCGGUCCACCUCUUACUGAAGACAUCAAAAGAAGGAGGAUCACUAAUAUAUGAAAAACUGGGAGAAAAGGCAUUUGGCUGGCCUGGGAAGUGUGCUGUUUUCAUUUCUGUUACAAUGCAGAACAUUGGAGCAAUGUCAAGCUACCUCUUUAUUAUUAAAUAUGAACUUCCUGAAGUGAUCAGAGCAUUUAUGAAACUUGAGGAGAGUUCUGGAGAAUGGUACCUAAAUGGGAACUACCUCGUCAUACUCGUAACAGUUGCAAUUAUUCUUCCCCUCUCCCUUCUAAAGAGCUUAGGUUAUCUUGGUUAUACGAGUGGUUUUUCGCUGACCUGUAUGGUUUUCUUUGUCAGUGUGGUAAUCUUCAAGAAAUCCCAGAUACCCUGUCCUCUCCCCAUCAUGGACCAUGGGGCUGAAAACUGGACCGCCAUGAACAACACAGUGCCAAUGCACCUCGUCAUGUUGCCAAAUGAGUCUCUCGGUUCUGGUGUGAAUUUCAUGAUGGACAACACAGUUGGGCACUUGCCAGGCCUUGAGGAGCCAAAAGAUACCUCUCCCAAAAGUGGUGUAGAAUAUGAAGCACACAGCGACAGUAGUGACGCGUGUCAGCCAAAAUACUUUGUGUUCAACUCACGGACUGCCUAUGCAAUACCCAUCCUGGCAUUUGCAUUCGUAUGCCACCCUGAGGUGCUACCAAUAUACAGUGAACUGAAAGAUCGCUCCCGAAAGCGUAUGCAGAAUGUCUCAAAUAUCUCCAUCACUGGCAUGCUCAUCAUGUAUCUUCUGGCUGGCCUCUUUGGAUACCUUACCUUCUACGGAGAAGUUGAAGAUGAGCUACUUCAUACGUACACCAAAGUGUACACCUUCGACGCCCUCUUGGUGUCAGUUCGCCUGGCAGUGCUGAUGGCUGUAACCCUGACCGUGCCCCUUGUCCUGUUCCCCAUCCGUUCAUCUAUCAGUGCAUUGCUGUUUCCCAAAAGGCCAUUCAGCUGGAUAAGACAUUUCCUGAUUGCAGCAGUAAUUCUUGCUUUUAAUAACCUGCUUGUAAUUUUUGUCCCGACUAUUAAAGACAUCUUCGGAUUUAUUGGUGCCUCUUCUGCCACCUUGCUGAUUUUCAUCCUCCCUUCUGCGUUCUACUUGCGGCUCGUUGAGAAGGAGCCCCUGAGGUCUCCCCAGAAGAUCGGGGCUCUAAUUUUUCUCAUAGCUGGUAUGAUCUUCAUGGUUGUGAGUAUGACCCUUAUUGUAAUGGACUGGAUUUACAAUUCCCCAAGUUCCAGACACCACUAACCUGUGGAGACAACUGAGUGCUUUUUAUACCAUAAAUAUUUGUAUUGUGUGCUCCAAAGGAUACCUAAACUGGACUGUCAUUCCUAGCUAGUAACUGCAGUAUUUUGAAGACAGUUUCUGGUAAGGUCGCUAGAAGCCAAUGGAGUCUACUUCAUCCUUUUCACUAAGGAUUGUUAUUUAUGCAUUUAGGAACCUGAGCUUAGCAUUUCUAGCCAGGUUAAAUGAAAUGUGUGGUGUGGAUGCUUUCUGUUUUCAAAACCAAAAUAACUGUGUACAUAGUCCUCAAAAAUAGCUUGGUUUCAGCCUUUUCAACCUCUCCCGUCAUGCCAAUAACCACAGUUCCUAGAGCCUUGGAAAAUUAAUGGCCAGAAAACCAUCUAGUGCCUUGUUUUCUGUCUGGAGCUGGUGGGAGUGGCUGCCCCGCUCCAAGAGAAAGGGUACGGUUUCUGUAGGGGAUCCGAAAGGUGACUGCUCCCUACCAACCUGUCUAUCAGAAAGGCGACAGCUUUGACAAGCCAGUGGACAAAACUGAGCAUCAGAUUAGUUGCCCAAAUUCAUCGCCCUCAGCAGGUGACCGCUGCCAUACAGAAUAAAGCUCUACUGGCACAGACUCUGUGCUGGGCUGCGUGCUUGAAGAACAGUUGAGCAUUCAUGUUUUGUUGUUAAAGAUGCCUGUGCUGGAAAUGUCAGGCAUUUCUGCUGUGGGUUUCUUUGGUUUUCUUUACUUUUUUAAGUCUUGUGUGAGCUUGCAUCACUGAACAAGUUGCACCCUCCGUAGAAACUUGUCUUCCAUUGUCACAGGAAUUUAAGGAGACCACAAGGUGUGGCUAAGCACCCUAUCCAGUAUUGUUCAGUACUUGUGUAUUUGAUAAAUGUUCAGUGCAGAAAACUGUAAUUUGCUAUAUAUAAAAAUAUAUGUAUUUAUGUACAUAAUUUUUUGUUUUCCUCUAGUUAUAAAAACGCUACCCUGUGGUAAAUGAUUUUUGCAAUUUUUUUAUGUGUCACUCUCUUUUCAUAGCCACACACUUAAUAUUGUUUCAAAGAAAACAUAUUGGAUUGGUGGGUUUGUAAAAGGUUCGUUUUCAUUCAGCAAUGUUUGAAAUACACCUGUAGCGAGCCCUAACUGUUACCUGUGUAAAAACACAUUCAGAUGUUUACUACUUAAGUUACAAUAAAUUGCAAGAUGUUUUCCUCUUGAGAAUUUUUAAUAUGUGCCUCAAAGUUCUGUAUUACCAUUGUACACCACAAAUUUGGGUGACUUGCUCGGUUGCUGUGCCUUAGCUUGUCUAUGCGUAUGCUAGCAUUCAACAACAUACAUAAUUAAGGUAUGCAAAGGAAAAGGCAUUACUGAUAAUCUCAAGUGUAUCAUGCUAUGCAGCUGUACAAGACAGAAAAGAAAAAAAAAAAAGGUUAAGUUCUGUGUUAUAUGGAUGCUUAAUUAACACUCGGUACCCUCCAGACUGUGUUUUUGGCUGGGCUGUGGAGUAUCCACUACAUACGCUCUCUGUACGCGCCAGGGGAAAACAGUCAGAAAAGUCACGUUAACUCCAUAGCAGAGGGAACAAGUGGGAAGGUGCGACUGUUGUUUUCGACACGCUUACACAAAUCUAGGCUCACGUAACUGGAGUUUUCAUUUUCCAACUUAGAAAUCUGUUGAGUGUGCACCUGAGAGCUCAGAAAGCCAGAAAGCACACAGAAGUUGUCUCCGCUCACUCCUCGGCUUCGCACGAAAUUCUGUCUGUGUGCGCGUAAAUGCGUGUACACUUCCAGGUUAACUGGAAAAGAAUAUCAAAUAUGUAUUCCAUGCCAACUGCUAUCUUUCUAAGCAGUAUUUUAUGCUCACUUGAGUACUGUAUCCUUAACAUACCGGGGCACGCUUCCUCAUGAAUGCCAAGUCUGGCUUUGCACUUUUUAAAGAAAAAGGUGCCAAUAAUCUUUUGCUCUAUUUUAAGCAGACUAAUACAAAUAAUGCUGUAUUAUUACUGAAGAGACUUUUAACAUGGACUAGAGUUAAUAGUAACACACCCGCACACCUCUCUUCCUGUUACCAUUACUGAGAGUUACAUGGAGGGAAGAACUGAACUGUAACUGCGUCUUUGCUUCAGAGCAAAAGCACACAUAGUGACUGCAGCUGCACGUAGAGACUUAGGAAUUCAUGUAACCCAUCUAAAACAUAGAUGACCUCAAGAAAAAGAAGAGAAAAACUACGGAACAAUGGCAUAACUCUCUGCCUUUUCACAGCAUAAAACUGUCAGUGUCCAAAAUUAGAGGUAGAGAGUCUGUAAAAUGUCAAUUUUUCAAGUUGGUCACAGCGAUAUGCAGCUGCUGUGCACACUGGGAGUAAGGGUAGUAUUGCACACUAACUUAUUAGCACUGCUGGGAAUGGUGCAUGUUGGAGUUUCUUGUUCGUUUUGUAAUGUUGACAAUAGGCCUUGUGAGGAUUUUUAUUACAAAACCAUCCAUGGAUGUACAAUAAAUGAAUUUUUCAAAGA
Molecule: messenger RNA, 4348 nt
Organism: Chroicocephalus ridibundus (black-headed gull)
Lineage: Eukaryota; Metazoa; Chordata; Aves; Charadriiformes; Laridae
Gene: SLC38A4
Product: solute carrier family 38 member 4
Exons: 16
Coding region: 210-1856 (548 amino acids)
Biological process (GO): amino acid transmembrane transport
Cellular component (GO): plasma membrane
Molecular function (GO): L-amino acid transmembrane transporter activity
Source: RefSeq, a predicted model, not a curated record